CCUUCACUUGCCCGCCAGCUUUCUUUCACCCCCACUACUAUUUCUCCAGCGUGUUCUUGACCGCUGCGUCCUCGCCUUCCUGCACUUGAAAUUAUAAUACAGCUUGCACGCGCGACGUGUUUCCCGUUUUCGCCAUGGAUGAGGACUACUCUUCUGGGUCCGUGGACGCCGACCGCGAGAUGACCAGACUUUGGCGCACAUGGAGGACAGUCUUUGAGAUGCUUCUGGACCGGGGCUACGAAGUGACCGAAGAAGAAGUGCAAAUCCCACUGGCAGUCUUCAAGACCAAAUAUUCCGACCCUCUCGGAUACCCUGACCGCAACAAGAUGAAAGUCAGCGCGCGCCCCACGGAGGCCAUGCAGAUGAAAUACACGCCGCUGCCCAGCAAAUCCAACCCGACGCCGCAGCCCGACUGCGGUACGAUCUACGUGGAGUUCUGCCCGGACUCGACGGGCGUCGGCACGAAGCAAGUCCGCGCCUUCAACCACUUUGUCGACGAGAACAACUUCCACACCGGCGUCUUCAUCACCCAGACGCCCAUCUCCCCCUCGGCCGUGCGCCUGCUCAGCGGUGUCCCCGGCCGCAUCUGCGAGCACUUCCAAGAGCAGGACCUGCUCGUCAACAUCACCCGCCACGAGCUCGUCCCCAAGCACGUCCUCCUCAGCCCCGACGAGAAGGGCCGUCUGCUCGAGCGCUACCGCCUCAAGGAGUCCCAGCUGCCCCGCAUCCAGGUCUCCGAUCCCGUCGCCCGUUACCUCGGUCUCAGGCGGGGCCAGGUCGUCAAGAUCAUCCGCAAGAGUGAGACCGCCGGUCGGUAUGCCAGUUAUCGCUGGGUGAUCUGAUCGGAUUCGUUGUGCUGGUGGAAGUCAGACUGUGAGGAACUGAGGGUUGUUGGGAGGUUGCUGGGUGGUGACUACGGGCGGAAUGAUCUGAGAGAAGUUGAGGUUCUCAUUCUUUCUCCUCCGGGUGUUGUGAUACAUCAUGGAAGACCAAACUUCGGAUCCGGAGGGUGCGAAUGCGAAUCAAAAGGAACAAACAAACAAGAGAAAAAAUUUGUCUAAUUACAGGCAUCGGGCAGCAUGGCGUAAGGGCGAAAAAGUUUCUAACCAAACUAUUUGAUGUGUUUUUCUUUUCUACUUUCUAUUUUCCUACUUUCAUGGCUUGCCGGUAUAUGUAUUCUGAAUUGGUGCCUUUGUCCUGGCUUUUGGGUGGCUACACCUGAGAUUUCUAUUUUUCU
Aspergillus homomorphus CBS 101889 is the source of this 1237-nucleotide messenger RNA. Its product is annotated as DNA-directed RNA polymerase core subunit RPB5. NCBI's taxonomy places the organism in Eukaryota, Fungi, Ascomycota, Eurotiomycetes, Eurotiales, Aspergillaceae. Gene Ontology annotation, biological process: DNA-templated transcription. The record is from RefSeq and is a predicted model, not a curated record. Gene Ontology annotation, cellular component: RNA polymerase I complex; RNA polymerase II, core complex; RNA polymerase III complex. Gene Ontology annotation, molecular function: DNA-directed RNA polymerase activity; DNA binding. The transcript is spliced from 3 exons. The coding region runs from base 135 to 842 and encodes 235 amino acids.